AUGGCCGCUAAGAGUCCCUCCAUCCGCGCCCUCUCGCGAUACCUCCUCCGCCCACAAGCGCCUCUGCACCCGAGGUGCCGGCAACAAUGCUACACCAAACGGUACUCUUCUGCAGUAGCCGGAGCACGUCUCAAUGGCACCGUCGAAUACGACACCACACCGCUGCUGUAUCAUACAUCCAAAGCUGCUCUCGCGAACCCAGAACUGCCUGAGGAUGUCCGCAGAGGCCAGACAAAGCGCAUCAACCUGUACCAAGCCGUGAACGAGGCCCUUCGUCACGCUUUGCAAUCGGAUGAAAGAGUGAUUGUGUUUGGAGAGGAUGUACAAUUUGGCGGAGUCUUCAGAGCUACAAUGAACCUCGCGAGCGACUUCGGGACGGAACGCGUCUUCAACACGCCGCUGAGCGAGCAAGGUCUCGUUGGGUUUGCCAUCGGCGCUGCGAGCGAAGGCAUGAAGCCUGUCGCUGAGAUCCAGUUCGCCGACUACGUCUACCCAGCUUUUGACCAGAUCGUGAACGAAGCGGCCAAAUAUAGGUACAUGUCAGGAGCAAACCAAGUGCAUUGUGGAGGACUGGUUGUUCGCAUGCCGACCGGUGUAGUGGGGCAUGGUGGCCUCUACCACUCGCAGUCGCCCGAAGCCCUCUUCACUCACAUACCCGGCCUCCACGUCGUCAUUCCUCGCUCGCCCACCCAAGCCAAAGGCCUUCUCCUCUCCGCCAUCAAGUCAAAUGACCCAGUCGUCUUUAUGGAGCCCAAGAUUCUCUACCGUGCCUCCAUCGAGCAAGUCCCUGUCGACCCCUUCUACCUUCCGCUCGACAAGGCCGAAGUCCUGAAGACUGGUAAAGACCUCACCAUUGUCUCGUACGGACAGCCCCUAUACACAUGCUCAGCAGCGAUAACAGCAGCGGAGAAAGACUUUGGGUGCAGCGUUGAAUUGGUUGACUUGAGGACCAUUUAUCCGUGGGACAGGGAAACGGUCCUUGACAGCGUGAAGAAGACUGGAAGAGCGAUUGUAGUGCACGAGAGCAUGCAGAAUGCGGGCGUAGGCGCUGAGGUGGCAGCAACGAUUCAAGAGCAGGCCUUCUUGAGGUUAGAAGCGCCGGUAAAGAGGGUCACUGGAUGGGCGACAUUCACAGGCUUGAUGUUUGAGCCGCUGAUAAUACCGGAUGUCACAAGAGUUUACGACGCUAUUAAAAAGACGUUAGACUACUAG
Messenger RNA from Didymosphaeria variabile, 1212 nucleotides. RefSeq lists its product as uncharacterized. Bases 1 to 1212 code for a protein of 403 amino acids. Gene Ontology annotation, molecular function: catalytic activity. Lineage: Eukaryota; Fungi; Ascomycota; Dothideomycetes; Pleosporales; Didymosphaeriaceae. The transcript has 3 exons. The record is from RefSeq and is a predicted model, not a curated record. Gene Ontology annotation, biological process: response to nutrient; branched-chain amino acid catabolic process.